AUGGGGCUGCAGGCCGCGCCAUGGCGGGGUGCCUUGCCCGGGGCUGCAGCGCCCACGGCCGACCCUCUCCUUACAGUGACCUCGCAGACGGCCACUGGGGCCAAGCGACGAGAGGAGCCGCUCCGUGGGCACGGGCAGAAGGACAGAGCCUUUUCAGACCCACAGCAGUCCUUGCAGGAGGCACUCUCCAUGCUGGGCAGCGAGGACUGGGAACUGAAGGAGAAGGGACUCUUCAACAUCAAACACCUGGCUGAGUCCCAUCCAGAAAUCCUGCUUUCCAGACUUCAUGAGAUUUGCUUGGCAGUUACCAGUGAGGUGACCAACCUCCGAUCAAAGGUGUCCUGUUCUGCAAUCGUCACUCUGGGAGAGCUCUUUGCCAUCUUGAAGAAGGACAUGGACUCUGAGGUUGAUGAGGUUACUCCAGUCCUUCUCCAGAUGGUGUGGAACUCCCCAGAGUUUGUUCAGAAGGCAGCCUGUCAGACCCUGGAGAUCAUGGUGGAGAAUGUGACUCCUGCACGAGCAAUGAAUGCUCUCUUGGACAGGGGAGUCAAGAGCCGCUACACCCAGGCGCGGAAGUGUGCGGCCGAACUCCUCCUGUCCUUGGUGGAGAAAAUGGGAGUCACCAAGCUCGCGGGCACCUCCAGGGCUGAGAGGCUGGCACAGGUGGCAGGGACACUGGCUCAGGACUGUCACAAGGACACCAGGCAUUAUGGACAGGAGAUGGUGAAGAUGUUGCUGAAUAACCAAAAAUUUAAAAAGCUUUUGGAACAAUCUCUUUCCACCCGUGACCUGGAAGAUAUUCUGAGAAGAAUUAGGAGGAAAGGAAUGGAAAACCAGAAGGGUGAACCUCCAUCUGUCAAGGAGCCGGUGAAGGAGAGGAACGAUGGCUCAAAGAAGCCCCAGGCCACAUUGCCUUCUAGCAAAUGUGUAAAAUCUACCUCUGACCGAUGCCUCCUCCACCGUCCAAAAGCCCAGGUCACGUUACCUGCAGCUGUGGAAGGAAGGGAGUCACUCCAGAAACUUUACCAUCUCCUGGAAGCCAAGGGGUUUCAGGCACGGAUGGAAGGAGUGGCACUCCUCCUAGACCUGGCCAAAACCAGGCCCCAGCUGAUCUCCAGUAACAUUGUCCAAAUUUUUGAUUAUUUUGUCCUGAGAAUAAAUGACACCCACAAGAAAGUGAAGCAGAAGGCGCUGGAGGUGCUGGCAGAAAUCAUUGGACUCCUGGAAGAUGCCCUGAACCCGGUGAUGGUCCGUUUGGUGGAAGGGAUAACAAAGAAUCUGAACUCAAAGGAUCCCGGGGUUCAUGCUGCAGCUGUGAACGCACUGGACAAAUCUGUUGCUCAUUUGGAUCAAGUGUCACUGAUGAAAGAGCUCAGCCACCAAUGGAGCCAACUGAAUGGCCAAGCUCUGCUGGAGGUCACGGAGCGUAUCACAGAUCUUGUGGAGUGGGUUUAUGCCAGGAGCCCUGAAGUGGUCCAGCGCUACGCCCUGCCCGUGCUCUGGUCCUGCCUGGAGAACAAGGCGCUGCCUGUCCGAAGCGCCAACGUCUGCGCUGUGGUCACCAAGCUUGCCUGUGCCCUCUGCGAGGUGAUGGGCACCCAGCUGAUCAAGUGUGCUGAGAGCAAGCCUCCACACGUGCAGGAAAACCUCUCCAGCCUUUUGGGCUGGUGAAGGUUUCAUGUUCUCCAGAAAGCUGACCAAGUUCUGAGUUGGACACCUCCGGAUGGGACUUUUUAGCUGUGCCAAAAAUGACCAAAGACUAAGGAAGGGUGUGCAUCUGCCCCACUCUCUCCAUCGCCCUUCCUAGUCAUGGCAUGGGGGGCCUGAUAAAACUCCAGACUGGGGACAAGGUGAAGACCAAGCAUGAAUCAGCUGCACAAAAAGACCUGACUCGUUACCCUCUUACCAAGAAGUUUUCUCUGCAUACUUCCCAUCGUCUCUUACCCACAAAGUCCUUGCCUUCUGUCCAGAAGAGCUCUCAUUCAUCCAACCUCAGGAAGAAGCUGCUGUGUGCGUGAAGAGUGUCUGAAGAAUAGGAUUUAUGUGUUAGGCUUUAGAGUUAGAGAUGUACAUACGUUCAGAUCUGUAGAUGUAGUUUUGGAUAAGUGUGGUUUGAUUGUAUCUAUACAUUUUGAUUACUUUUUUAAAAUUGCAUAUAUUUUAUUUUGGUGAUUUUUAAAAGUUAAAUAAAUGUGGCAUUCACAUUCCCUGAACAGAUAGAGAGAUAAUUCUCUCUCAGAGGACUUUUCCUGGAGAAGCACAGAGAGAAGAAGAGGAAACAAUUUUCAUCUCUACUUGCUGCUUCUGUUUUUUUGUACAUGUGACUGUGUUAGGAAGAUUGUUUACCUGAAGGGAGUUCCUAAUUGGAUUCUUGUGAUGGUUGUUUAUAUUAAUUGGCCUAUUUGGUCAAA
Messenger RNA from Haemorhous mexicanus (house finch), 2411 nucleotides. Its product is annotated as TOG array regulator of axonemal microtubules protein 2-like. The coding region runs from base 1 to 1671 and encodes 556 amino acids. Gene Ontology annotation, biological process: microtubule cytoskeleton organization. The transcript is spliced from 11 exons. NCBI's taxonomy places the organism in Eukaryota, Metazoa, Chordata, Aves, Passeriformes, Fringillidae. Gene Ontology annotation, molecular function: microtubule binding. The record is from RefSeq and is a predicted model, not a curated record. Gene Ontology annotation, cellular component: cilium; cytoplasmic microtubule.